GAGCUUCCCUGCGGCGGGCGGGAGCUGAGUCACUGCGGCCCUGCCCGCCCGCCGUUGGCCUUAUCGCAGGACGUUGCUACUCCCGAAAGCCCCCGGCCUGCCCGACAGGCUACAUCUGUUUUGCGCCAAGACCCUCCAGCAGUUCUGGAAAUACUUCCAGGGGCCAAGGAAUUGGGAUCCCGAGGAAGGAGGAAGCCUCCUUCCCGGCUGUCUGGAGGAAUUCCAGAAAGCCCCUAGCCUAGAAGUCUCUCCCCGUGCCUAUCUUUUCACCAUUAGCUAAAUUUUCCUUGGGGCAGGUGGAGGCAGCUGUGGGCUAUGCCUUGAAAGAUAUGGAGAGGAGUCCCUGUGGCAGGAGAAGAGAGAAGUUGGUCAAGGAGACUCCUAGGCUGGGGCCAGAGUGCCAGCCACAUGUUCUGGAUUUUAGAGGCCGCCAUCAUGAAUAACACAGUAACUAUCCGGACCAGGAAGUUCAUGACCAACCGACUACUUCAGAGGAAACAAAUGGUCAUUGACGUUCUUCACCGUGGGAAGGCAACAGUACCGAAGACAAAAAUUCGGGAAAAACUAGCCAAAAUGUACAAGACCACACCAGAUGUCAUCUUUGUGUUUGGAUUCAGAACACAUUUUGGUGGUGGCAAGACAACUGGCUUUGGCAUGAUUUACGAUUCCUUGGAUUAUGCAAAGAAAAAUGAACCCAAACAGAGACUCGCAAGACAUGGCUUGUAUGAGAAGAAAAAGACCUCAAGAAAACAGCGAAAGGAACGCAAGAACAGAAUGAAGAAAGUCAGGGGGACUGCAAAGGCCAAUGUUGGUGCUGGCAAAAAGUGAGCUGGAGAUUGGAUAACAGAAGGAGUAAAGAUUCUGCAAUGACUUCAUCUGUGAUAAUUUUGUGACGUUUUCACAAGAGGACUAAUAAAUUGUAAAAAAACAAAAACAAACACAAAAAA
This is a messenger RNA of Cynocephalus volans (Philippine flying lemur), 947 nucleotides long. RefSeq names its product small ribosomal subunit protein eS24-like. The transcript has 3 exons. Gene Ontology annotation, molecular function: structural constituent of ribosome. Gene Ontology annotation, cellular component: ribosome. The record is from RefSeq and is a predicted model, not a curated record. Gene Ontology annotation, biological process: translation. Lineage: Eukaryota; Metazoa; Chordata; Mammalia; Dermoptera; Cynocephalidae. The coding region runs from base 409 to 828 and encodes 139 amino acids.